AUCACGAGGACCAUCAUGCGGAAGAUUCCCGGGGAUGUGAUUAAGAUCAGACCAAAACUCCUGGAUUAGAUCAGUCCAGUUUUCAUUAAUUUAUCUUCCCGGAGAGGGAUUGAGAGGAAGGAUGUCUUCGGAGGAGUUCGAGCGGCUGCAGGAGAUCUACAGAUCUCUGUACGAGGAGCUGAAGCUGAUCCCGGACAGAGUCCUGAAGAGUCGAGGAGAAGAUCGGAAGAAGCUGGUGAGGAGCUUUGAUGAGAGGCAGGGGGAGGCGGACGAGGUGCUGCGAGGGAUGGAGGAGGAGCUCCGCACUGCUCCCUCGUCCUUCAGGAACGUCAUGAACACCAAGCUGCGCAUCUACCGCCGCGAUCUGGGCAAACUGCAGAGGGACAUGAAGAGCUCGGACCUGGGCUCGUCCUCGCUGGGGGGAAACCACGGCAUCUACUCCUCACAGAACCAGCACAGCACUCACCUGCAGUCCCAGAGAGCGCUGCUGCUGCAGGGGACCGACAGCCUGAGCAACGCCAGCCAGAGCAUCGAGCGCAGCCAGCGGCUGGCCGUCGAGACGGAGCACAUCGGCACCGACAUCAUCGAGGAGCUGGGCGAGCAGAGGGAGCAGCUGGACCGGACCAGGGACCGGAUGGUGAACACGGGAGAGAACCUCACUCGGAGCAGAAAGAUCCUUCGGUCCAUGUCACGACGGCUGAUGACCAACAAGCUGCUCCUGGGCGUCAUCAUCCUGAUGGAGCUCGGCAUUCUGGGAGCUGUAGUUUACCUGAAGUUCUUCAGACGAUGAGCGGGUCGGGUCGCCGGGCCUCCGGGGGGGGGGUCCAGACCGUCUGACUGGCUCCUCCCACCCUUCUGAAGCAAUAAUACUGUUUUCCUGUUACUGCGAGCCCCGCCCCCUGCCCCUGGCCCCGCCCCCAAAGGUGGGAGGAGCCUACGGGACGAAGAUGUGAACCGAACCCCCGGAGAGUCUUUGAAGUGACUUUUGUUUUAUCCGUCCCCCGUCUGGACACGGGGAGGUCUGGACAUGGGGGGGGGGGUCCUGCCCCCCCGACGCCUGGAGGACUUUUAAACCGCUGCGAUUAAAAAGACGUGCUAGUUGAAAUGUUAGCCGCAGCGGUUCUGACGGGUCCUAACGUCAGAUAACGAUGUUCCGAAGACUCGAAGCCACCAGAUAAAUCAAUGGACAGAAUUAAUCAGUUAACAAUUAACAGUUUGAUCCAGAACUAACGAAAGUCUUAACUCAUCAUUAAACCUCAUCCGUGA
Molecule: messenger RNA, 1266 nt
Organism: Cololabis saira (Pacific saury)
Lineage: Eukaryota; Metazoa; Chordata; Actinopteri; Beloniformes; Belonidae
Gene: vti1b
Product: vesicle transport through interaction with t-SNAREs 1B
Exons: 6
Coding region: 122-790 (222 amino acids)
Biological process (GO): regulation of protein localization to plasma membrane; intra-Golgi vesicle-mediated transport; macroautophagy
Cellular component (GO): SNARE complex; late endosome membrane; ER to Golgi transport vesicle membrane
Molecular function (GO): SNAP receptor activity; SNARE binding
Source: RefSeq, a predicted model, not a curated record